Molecule: messenger RNA, 295 nt
Organism: Paramecium octaurelia
Lineage: Eukaryota; Ciliophora; Oligohymenophorea; Peniculida; Parameciidae
Source: the annotation of a GenBank genome assembly
AUGGUUCAUGACCCCGUUUAUUUACUAUUCAAAAACAUUAAUAAAUUAUUUGAAAUGAAAAUCGUCAAAAUUUUACUACUUUUUUGUCUAGUCUUUUCAGUGUUCACAUAAAUUACUUAAGAAGCUCCAAAGGCAAGCAUUAGUAAGAUUUUAUAAUCCAUUUUUAUUAGCUAGUUCUGCCAACUCUGAUUCAACAUAAGGUCCCCCUACUGGUCAAUAAGUUUAAUAAAAUACAACAGGUAUCUAAUUAAGUUUAUGGUUUUUAGGUGGUUAACCACCAGGAAAUACAUAAUNA